This is a messenger RNA of Catharus ustulatus (Swainson's thrush), 4621 nucleotides long. RefSeq names its product myosin light chain kinase, smooth muscle-like. The transcript has 10 exons. Gene Ontology annotation, molecular function: ATP binding; protein serine/threonine kinase activity. Lineage: Eukaryota; Metazoa; Chordata; Aves; Passeriformes; Turdidae. The coding region runs from base 2254 to 3387 and encodes 377 amino acids. Gene Ontology annotation, cellular component: nucleus; cytoplasm. Gene Ontology annotation, biological process: positive regulation of apoptotic process; intracellular signal transduction; protein phosphorylation. The record is from RefSeq and is a predicted model, not a curated record.
AAAAGCAGAGGCAGCUGAAUCUGCACAGAGGGUCCUGACUCAGCCCAGAGUGGGAGGGGAGGGGGCUGCACAGCUGGUUGGGGUGAACCAGGGGGGUCUGGUGGGCACCCCAUGGGCAGAACAAGAGGAUUUGGGACUGGGGGAAGUCACCUGGGAAUCCCAUCCUGGCCGUGCUAGAAGAUCCCCCUGGGCAGAUGGGGACAACUUGAUUCCAAAGCAGGAACACACGGCUGCCUGGGUGUGACUACUAAUAAUUAAUUAAUGCAUUAAUUUUAUAAGGGUGUCUGUGGUGGCUAAGGCAUCACUGGACAUUUUGGAUUGGUCACCUUUCCAAAAUCCCAAAGCAAAGGUGUGGGACAGGGCCGGGUCAGUGGCCGGUAAAUGAAGUGCUGUCGCUAACGAGACAAUCCCAAAGGAUGGAUUGAUCUGCUCGUCAAUCCCUGCACCAGCAGCCAGCUUUCCCUGCUGUUGAUGUCCCACGGAUGUGAUGCUCCGUCCAGAGGGAACGCGCCUCCCGAGGGAUUCACCCUCCAGCCAAGUGCUCGGUCCCGGCACAUCCCGCAGGGACGUGGGUGCUGCCAGCCCUCCACAGAUCCCCCAGACCCCAAAUCUUCGUCCCCUCCUGGCAUUUUUCUGCUCCUUUUUCCGCUGUCAUCGGGACCAGCGUCAGGCCAACACUGACAUCAAGUGGCUGCCGGGAUCCCUCGCGUUCCUGGGCUGUCUCCUCUCUGCUCUCUCCGUGUGUCGGGAGCUGCCCAGCGCCUCAUCCUGCCCCGGAGCGGGACGGAGCGGCUCAGCCGCAGGUGCAGGGUGUUCAUGGCAGCUCUCGGGAUGCAUCCAGCCGUGCUCCAUCUGCCUGACCCCAGGCAGGCCACCCCCGUGUCCUAUCCUGUCCCCGGCAGUCGAUAUCCCAGCGGGGUCGAGCCGAGCGCUGGCGGCACCGCCGAGCCCGGAGCAUCCACACAUCCCUGAGCCUCGGGAGCCGGGGGGGGACCCUCGCCCACGGCAAGGUCGUGGCGACACAGGCACAGAGAGGUCGUGGUGACCCCGCCACUGCCCUGGGGACAUUUGUCCCCUACUCCCUGGCGGAGGCCGUGGACUUUGUGCCGAGGCUGGGAGCGGCACUGGGACGCGUCUGGCGGUGCUGGCACAGCCCCAAACCUGCCCGAGACCCGGCUCCGGACAGCAGGUAACCCCAGGUGACAAACCCUCUGCCCCAGCUGCUGUGCCACCAGGCUCUCCGGGGAUUUCGGGUCCCUGUGCAGUGCCACUGCCUGAUCCCCGGGUCUGGAGUCAGCUCCGGGAGGAAAUCUGGGUGUUCUUCCCUUUUUAAAUCUGGGCCGAGGGCAGCACCGGGCGCCAGAGCGGCUGCACUCUCCUGCUUUGGGGGGAUAAAAGCUGGGAAACACAUUUUUCCUCCAAACCACCUACUUUGGAGGCCUGGAGAAGUUUAGCAAUUUCCCAUUCCCCUUCACCCCCUCUUCCCUGAAGCCUAAGCCCGGGGCUGUGCUGGGAGCAGCGCUGGCUCCGCUGGGAUAUUGGCUGCAGGUGGAGCAGGGAAGGGGGGGCAGGUGUGGGUGCUCAGCCCGUCUGCAGGAACCCACCCAUGGGGUGGGACUGAGGCGGGGGUUGGCUGGGGCUGACUGGGCUGCGGAUUUAACCCGUGAGAGGCCACAGAUCCUUUAUAGGGGCUGAGAGGGAGGAGCAGAGGGUCUGUGCUGUGUAAUGAGGUGUGUUAGGUCUCUACAGCCCCCCUAUCCUGGGGCUCCUCUGCCUUACCUCUGUGUUGCAAACCUGUGGCCCUGUGUGGUGCCAAAUGGGGUGUUGGGGCAUGGUCUGGGGACAGCUCAGGAGUGGUGGGGGUUGUUUAUCCCCCAAGUCCGGAAGCGCCCUGCUGGGAAGGAAAGGGAGGGGAAAAUCAGUGCUGUUCCGAGCACUGGAGUGGGAGGAAUACUCCCAGCUGUACCCCGAGACAUCCCUGUAUGUGUGGUACCAGUUCUCCUCAACCUCCAGCAUCACUCCUUCCCUGCCUCCCCAGCGGUUCUGCAGUGACUGGGAAAGGUCAGGGACCUGCAGGUGACCUGGGACAGGAGGGACUGAGCAGUAACAGGCAGAAGGUGCAGAGCCCCAGAGAGCAGCUGGAGCAGAGACACAGCCAUCCCCUGUCCCAGCUUGGGGCUGCCAGAGCCUGGGGACACAUCCAGUACCUGUCCUGACUGUGCCAGCACCCCGUGAGGAGCCGGUGGCACCACCAUGUCCCAGGCAGGAGGAGCUGAGGAGGCCUUUGAACACCGUGAUGUGGUCAUCAACAGCCAGGACAAGGUCUCAGAUCUGUACACACAGCUGGAGAAGCUGGGGGAGGGGAAAUUCGGGACAGUGUACAGGCUGCAGGAAAAGGCCACCAGCAAAAUCCGGGCUGGCAAAUAUUUCCGGACACGCACAGCAAAGGAGAAGCAGGCAGCUCGGGCUGAGGUGGAGCUGAUGAACCUCCUGCAUCACCCACGCCUCGUGCAGUGCCUCGACGCCUUCCAGGGCCCCACCGAGCUGGUGAUGGUGAUGGAGUAUGUGGCAGGUGGGGAGCUCUUUGAGCGCAUCGUGGACGAUGACUUUGAGCACACAGAGCCCAGCAGUGCCCAGUAUGUGCAGCAGAUCCUGGAGGGGCUGCAGUUCAUGCACAGCCAGGCCAUCGUCCACCUUGACCUCAAACCCGAGAACAUUGUCUGUGUCAGCCCCAGCAGCCACUGGAUCAAGAUCAUUGACUUUGGCUUGGCACGGAAGCUGGCUCCAGACACCCCUGUGAAGGUGUUGCACGGCACCCCUGAAUUCAUGGCUCCAGAAGUGGUCGCCUUUGAGCCUGUGAGCCUCUCCACAGACAUGUGGAGUGUUGGUGUCAUCUCCUACAUCCUGCUGAGUGGGGAGUCACCCUUCCAGGGGGACACUGACAUGGAGACACUGAGCAAUGUCACAGCUGCCCAGUGGGACUUUGAGGAGGAGACCUUCUCUGAGAUCUCCCAGCAAGCCAAGGACUUCAUCAGCCAGCUGCUGCAGAAGGACCCUCGCCGGCGGCUCCCCAGUGCAGGGGCUCUGCUGCACCCCUGGCUGCAGCACCCCCAGCCCAGCAGCCCCAAGGCUCUGUCCAAGGAGAGGAUCCGGCAGUUCCUGGCGCGUCGGAAGUGGCAGAAAACAGGGAAAGCCCUGCUGGCUCUCAAGAGACUGACCCUGCUGUCCCAGAGCCUGGAGGGGAAGGUGUCCGAGGCUCAGGAUGAGGAAGGCCUGGAGAAGGAACAGCCCUCUGGGGCUCUGCCCCAGCAAGGUCCCAACCCCUUGGAGCUGCUGCCAGAGCAGGAGGAGGAGGAUGGUGGGAGCACUGCAGCCUCAGGGCAGUGACAGUCCCAUCCUGGACCCCCUGGAGAUGGGGAUGGUGCCUCCCACAGUGACCUGGCCAGCCUGGGGCAGAUCCAGAGCCCCCUGCCGUGGGUGAGCUCUGGGGUCCCAUGGUGUCCCUGUGCUGCUGUCCCUGCAAGGCACCUGCCACCAAUAAAGCACUGACAAUCUGCACUCCCUGUGCUGCUCCUCUUUUCCCCAAACUCACUGGGAGAGGUAGGAAAGAGCUGCUCGAGCUGUGCCCAUCCUUUGGGAGCUGGGAUCAGGCUCUUGCCCACCUGGCCCACCAGCCUUGUCCUCUCCAGGAGUGAAGAUGGCCCUGGGCACAGCAGCCGUGGGUAUUCCUUGCUCAGAAGAGUAUUAUUUCCUUAUCAGGGGGGUUUGCAUUAUGUCCUGAGCUCACAUGAGCCAGGAGGAGCCUUGAGGCCUCUGGUCUCUCCAUUUCUGGGCCAACUCUGGCACUGGUAGGGUUGGGAACUGCUGUGGGACCUCCAGCUUUGGCCUAAGGAGGCAGAACUCUGUGUUUGGGAGCCCUGGGGAAGAACAGGCAGCACCAGGAUGUGCUGGGGGACAUCCAGCUGGGACUGGAUUGGGGUUCUUGCUGGGCACUGAGGUGACCAUGAACCAUCAGUGUGCCCUUGGUCAAGGGUGGUGAAUGGGACCCUGGGCUGCAGGAGAAGGGAGAGAUCGUUCCCAAACUCAGUGACUCCACUCCUGCAGGACUGUGCUGUGUUCUGGGCACCCCACUACAACAGUGACAUGGACACAGGGGACAGGUUAAUGAAAGAUGAGGGAAAAUCUGGAGUUCCUCAGCCACAAGGAUUGGCUGGGAGAGCUCUCAGCAGUGCCCAAAGUCCAUGGGCACCACCUGAAACACCAUUUGAACCUCAGAAAAACACUUUACUGCUGAUGGAGUACUGUCACAGGCUGCCCAGGGAGGUUGUGUGCUCUUCAUCCUCACAGAUAUUCAAAAUCUGUCUAGACAGAGUCCUGUGGCUCUUCCUGGAGCAGAGAUGUGGACCAGGUGCCCUCCAGAGGCUCCUUCCAGCAUUUACCACUGUGUGAUUCCAUUAAAACCCUGAAUAAAAUCUGCUGAAUCUGGGCUGGGGGCUGCUCUCCUCCAACCCCUCCUGGAGGUGCCCUGGUUGGAGCAGCCCAGGCCUGUGCCCGGUGCCAGGGUCCAGCUGUGCUAAAUAAUGCACAGCUUCAACCCUUCCUCCUCCUCUUCCUGGAGCAG